Arachis ipaensis is the source of this 1191-nucleotide messenger RNA. Its product is annotated as peptidyl-prolyl cis-trans isomerase CYP19-3. NCBI's taxonomy places the organism in Eukaryota, Viridiplantae, Streptophyta, Magnoliopsida, Fabales, Fabaceae. Gene Ontology annotation, molecular function: peptidyl-prolyl cis-trans isomerase activity; cyclosporin A binding. Gene Ontology annotation, biological process: protein folding; protein peptidyl-prolyl isomerization. Gene Ontology annotation, cellular component: cytoplasm. The record is from RefSeq and is a predicted model, not a curated record.
CGGCUUCAUCCGGCCCAUGUGCACCCCUAAUUGGAACGGAGGACAACCAUUUUAAAGCUAGGCAGAUGGCGAGGUGGACGGCGACGCGAACGGCAGUGUGGAAGUGGUCACGGAAGCUGCAAUGGAACCAGAGAAGCGAAGCAAAGGAAAGACCGACAAUUGGUCGCGACGGCCAUGCAAGCACGAGAAACAACCGGCCUAGCGGGUGAAGCGGGCGAUGGUGGCAUGUUCGCGGUGGAUAAAGGUCUGCUUGGGAGUUCGGAGGUGUUAGAGCGACGCGACGCACACACGCAGCGGCGUAGAGAAGGAGGACGAAGUUUGAAAUCCGGGUCUGGACCCGCGUUUCCUUGGUUCUGGGCCUGGAUCUGACCCAAAAAAAACCCUAAACUCUCUUGCCACCGUUUAUUUAAAGCCUUUUCUUCGCCACUGUCUCUCAACUCUCAAGCUCAGAUUCAUUUCAAAUCCAAGGGAACUUGGGUCAAAUCUGAUAAAGAUGUCGAAUCCAAAAGUUUUCUUUGACAUUGCAAUUGGAAGGAUGAAAGCAGGGAGAAUAGUAAUGGAGCUGUUUGCUGAUGUAACACCAAAAACAGCUGAAAACUUCAGGGCUCUAUGCACCGGAGAGAAGGGGAUUGGAAACUCUGGGAAACCUUUGCACUACAAAGGGUCUUCGUUUCACCGAAUUAUUCCUCAGUUUAUGUGUCAGGGUGGAGAUUUUACCAGAGGGAAUGGGACUGGUGGAGAGUCAAUUUAUGGUUCUAAAUUCGCCGAUGAGAAUUUCAAGUUGAAGCAUACAGGACCUGGUAUGCUUUCCAUGGCAAAUGCAGGGCCCCAUACAAAUGGUUCUCAGUUUUUUAUAUGUACUGCCAAGACUGAAUGGCUUGAUGGGAAGCAUGUUGUGUUUGGAAAAGUUAUUGAUGGGUACAGUGUGGUUAAGGAGAUGGAGAAGGUUGGUUCAAAUGCUGGGAAGACAUCUGAACCGGUUGUUAUAGAAGAUUGUGGUCAGAUAGCAGAGAAUUGAAUUCAUCAUCCAUGGGUUUUUCAUGGCAAGUUUUAAGCCUUGUUAGUAAUACAAUGUAAAUUAAUAAGCGAUUAUAUGUAUUACAAGUAAAAUGCUUUUAAGUUGAUUUUAAUUGAUAAAUUGCUUUGUGCUUUGUUGGACCAGAUGAUUUAGAAGAGAAGUACCACACAGUA